Molecule: messenger RNA, 1725 nt
Organism: Cladophialophora yegresii CBS 114405
Lineage: Eukaryota; Fungi; Ascomycota; Eurotiomycetes; Chaetothyriales; Herpotrichiellaceae
Exons: 2
Coding region: 1-1725 (574 amino acids)
Source: RefSeq, a predicted model, not a curated record
AUGAAAGACUGUGAAGCAAGACCGGCCACCCACUGGCCGAAAUACGAGGAGCUUAACCAGUUCGCUUGGCGCGUCAUUUUCCCGGGCCUGAUCUGCUGCGGCACGCGCGCUCCCAUCCUCUUCUCUUGUACUGCACUGAAUGCCAGCUCGAUGGUGCUGGAACAGCCAGCGAAGCUGACAUUCUUGUCAUGGAGUGGCAAGGGCAAGAAGAAGCAAUCCGAGGAGCGGCUCCAGUCUUUACUGCGACAUCAGCACACCGCUCUGGCCGGCCACAGGAGACAGAGAGAGCACAAGAGAGCCCAGCGCGACAAGGCUGAUCCUCAAGCAUCCGUCGCUCCCUCAAAUUCGCCAGGACAGCUCUCAGACUUGGGCACCGACGCCUCAUUGAGCCUCACGUGGAGUGCUACUCCAGCAACGAGCAAUCAUCUCAGUUAUGACUUCGAAAGAUUCCCCUCUCCUGUCACGGUGUUGGGCACGAAUCUUUUCGACUCUGUCCACACUAACGGCGAUGUGAAGCUCUCAAAAGAGUUCCAGAGCGUGCUUCAUGAUGCCUUACUCCAUCAGUGGCCGGCGUUUGCCUUAGGGACCAACGAGCAUGCCAUCGUGGAAGUGCGUAGAGCCGCGUUCUCUACCUCGGCGUUGUCGCCGCACACGCUCUUCGCCAUCAUCUAUGCUGGCGCGUGUUACCGAUCCUACUUCAGGAACGCUGUGCCGGGCGACAAUUUGCUCCAGCUACAAGCCAAACAGCAAGCGCUGGCUUGUCUUCGAGAAGCAGUGCAACAGGGAAAACCUACAGACGAAAUGCUGAUGACUAUAGCGCUCCUGGCCAUCCAUGGUUCUGUGCAGCCAUUGAAGCGCCCGCGGUUCACGGCACCUCUGUACAGAGAUAACGAGUUCUACUCGAAUGUGAAAUUUGAUCAGACCCAUUUGCGCGCAUUGCGAACGCUUGUCGGUCAAAGGGGAGGCUUGCACGAGCUUGAGAUCCACGGGUUAAGUAAUAUCAUAUCAAUGAUCGACACGUUCCAGAGUCUCAUGUGUCUGAGCAGACCGCGAUUCGAAUCUCUGUAUCCCGCCCCAGCACUUUCUGAAACACUGCAGGAAACAUGGGAUGAUGUUACGUGGACGCGGUUCGCUAACCAAGAAGACGGAUUCCAGUUCCUCGACACCUAUGACGAUGGCUUCCAGUUGCGCCGCAUCAUCUGCCAGACUCGAAUCCUCCUGGAGACGUACUCACUCUUUCUCCGCAAUCCGCGACAAGCUCCGGAUUUGAUGCUCGCGGUUCACACCCGCCGCUCUUUACAGCAUGCAGCCUUAAUGCUGGAACGCAGGGCCGAGUGUCUCUUCGAGGCUGCACGGGUUGCGACCAUCAUCUUCCUUGCCGAACUUGGGUGGACAUUGCCAGUAGUUGGCGGGUUUCAAGACACCGCCACAGCGCUUCUCCUCCGGGCGUUGAAAGAGUGCCGUCUCCAACAGUGCUGGCAAACUCAUCCUGAUUUUCUAGUAUGGGCAACAGUGAUUGGUGGCCUCGCGGCGCAUCAAAGCCCUCGACUUCGAGAUUUCGCCGAAUUGCUACGAGAGGCGUCCAUGCCGGUGUCGAAGGACUCUUGGCUGCAUGUCAAGUCCCUUUCACUGAAGUUUUUGCCCUUCGAGUAUGAACUUACUGCUACCUGUCAUGCUUUCUGGGAUGAGGCGUGCGACCCGCUGUCAAGCGAGCUGGUGACUUGA